AAAGAAAAAAAACAUGAUGGAAAAGAGGUAGGCGAUGAACGUUUGGACGUCUAGGCGGAAAUAUAACUCAUUAGGUGAAGAACAACGCACGAAGACGGGCCAUCUUACGUUUAGCAAGGAGUUACAGAAAUAACACCGAGGAUCGUUCUUAGAAAUCAUACGUACCUUAAAUAGGAGUAUUUCAUUGCAGUAUUCGUUCUUGUAUAUAAUUAACGUAUUGAAUUGUAUUUAGAGAAGAGAAAAACAAGCAGCAUGUACCAAACGAUUCUUCAGCGAUUUAUAUGGAUGAUUGUGUUAGUUUCUGUCGUAUGUUCAGCACCGGCUCGUGAUCUCUCAGCAUCUAAAACAUCAGUCAAAAAUCUACAAACAGUCAAAGGAAUAAACGAAUCGAAGCCACCAAUCACAAGGCCACCGUCCGACGUGAAUACAGAAGAAAAGCCAUCUUUGACGUUGGCAGACAGUUCAGAAGAUAAUGAGAAGUCUGAAGGAACAUCAGACAACAAGGAAAUUGUUGAUUACCAAAUGAUGCAGAAGGAUAGUAACAGUAAAGUUGUGAACGACAAACAAGUUGGUAACGAGGUGCCUGGUCACAGAGCACCCGCACUAUCCGACGAAGAGGCUGACCAGCUGAUGAUGCUGAUGAGCGAUCCUGUGGCGAUUGCUGAGUACCUCGCAGUCAGUGGUGACAUUGUCGGCUUUCUAGAAGUUCUUGACGCGCUACAAACGAACGGAUUCAUUGACGGAAAAGUAGCGGAGCAACUAAAAAACGAGGUUUCUAAUGAGCUUGAUAGCCUGCUAAUUGAAGAAAAUGCAGAAAAGAAUGAGGUGUAUCCAAUGCAACAACAAACUCAGAACGAAGAGUACAUGGAAACCGAAAUGUUAAAUAUCAUUAAGCAGAUUAUGACGCUGCCGGUCCUUACUCCAGGGGAAGUUUAUCAAGCAAUGAUAUAUGAAGGAGCCUCUGGGUUGGUGGCAUCAGUUGCUGGAUUAGUCUAUCAGAGAAUCAUUGAACGGGAAAUAACACCCGAGGCCGGUGUUAGCCUUGUUGCCGCCGUUUUCCAACUGAGUCUACCAAACCAAUACAUUCCAGAGGAAACAUCGGAUGAGAGUUUCUAUGACGACGCAUUUCUAGAUUACAUCCUGGAGACAAUGUCUGAAGAUGACAACAUGAUCAAUGAUGACAUUGAGGGUGAGAGUCAGCAAGACGGAAAGAUUGAGGACCUGCCUAUUAUGAAUUCGGCUGGGAAACAAAUUGGUGAGGAACACAAGGUACACAGUUCAAAGCCACUGUUAAACAAGGACGGCAAAGUCAUCGGGAAAGCGAUCGAAGAUGAUGUUCGAAUAGAGACAGCAGAGGGUGGCAGUUUAGAGGAAGAGUUACAAGAUAUGGCGGUGGAUGAGGGGCAACAAGAAACUAAUGAUAAAUCCUCAUUAGAAACUGAGAGCGCUGAAGUUUUCGGUUCUGGAGAAUCCGAGCUGGAGUACUUACUCGAUGAUAAAGAUAUGGAGAAGUUACCAGAUAUACUGAAGAUGCGAUUAAAGAACUACUUUAAAGCAGUUGAUGGAGCAAAUGGAAAACAACCUGAGUGAUGUGUAUUCUGACAGACCUGCCUUUUUUGUGUUAUUAAUCCACCCAACAAACAAUCGCGAACUAGGAGGGUUACGAAUCAUAAUCAGUUACUGUAAUACACGAACAUGAUAUACAUACACGUUGCGACUUAAUAUUGUAUAAAAUGUCACUACAUUAGGCCUAUAUGAUUUAUGUUCACAAUGUUAGUUGAUGGCCGGUUAUAAAAAAGUUUUUGUGCCUACUUAAGCUCUUACUAUAUUUUGGGCAAAAUUAUUUAAUUGUUUAAUGGGUUAACAACAAACUAUCAUUACUUUAUUCAUUCAAAUGAAGCGGAAUGAAAACAAUAAUAUAUUUCAGAGUCUGAAAAGAAUCUGAAUAGACUUAAUUUACAGUUGUGUUAUAAACUGAUGAUUAAUGUACAGAAAUUGACAAAAGAGCUAUCGUUAAGCCGUUCAGAAUUGUGUGCAUGUAGUCCUAUGUAUGUAAUCCCGCUAAUUGAAUAGCAAAAUACCAGAUCAUUGAAUUACUCACUUUAAAGGGUAUUGUCUUUGAAACCAAUAACAAUUGGCUGACAUAUAUGUCUUACAUUUUUUCUAAAAACAUAAUUGAAUCAACAUAGGAUGCUAUUUUCAUGGCAGAGGUAAAAUUAAUGGCAUCAUCAUUAACACCUGCAUAAUCAUUAUUGUUUUAUUAUUAUCAUAUUUUUUUUAUGUAUAUGUAUAUAUAGGUUCCACGUAUGUCUUGAUAAUACAAAAUAAGUACUAUUGCACAAAGUAGAAACGUGUACGUUGACAUUAUAGACAUAAAAUAUAUUUAGAUAUUAAAAUAUCUUUAUGUUUAUAAUGUCAACGUAUACGCUUCUACUUUGUGCAUUUGUACUUAUUAUAUAUAUAUAUAG
Anneissia japonica is the source of this 2468-nucleotide messenger RNA. RefSeq lists its product as uncharacterized. The transcript has 11 exons. The record is from RefSeq and is a predicted model, not a curated record. The coding region runs from base 253 to 1590 and encodes 445 amino acids. Lineage: Eukaryota; Metazoa; Echinodermata; Crinoidea; Comatulida; Comatulidae.